AAACCCGAACCAUUCAUUUCCGAUCACCGACAAUAAUGAUGAGUGUCUUCUCUGGAUUUUCUCUUCUUUUCCUUCUUCCUUUGUGCUUUGCUUCCUUAGCUGUUGGAGCCACUUUGCCAGAAGACGAAGUGCAAGCUCUGAGAGACAUAGCACACACAAUUGGGAAGAAAAAUUGGAACUACAGCGUAGAUCCAUGUGAUGGAAAGAGUAAUUGGAAUUCUUCCCAAAAAAAUGUUGUCACAUGCAAUUGUUCGUUUGUUAAUCACACUUGCCAUGUUGUAAGCAUCAUUUUAAAAGAACAAAAUCUUUCGGGUAUUAUCUCAGCGGAUCUGGUGAGAUUACCCUAUCUCCAACAAAUUGACUUCACUCGGAACUACCUUAAUGGUACAAUUCCUAAGCAAUUGGGAACCUUAAAUCUCGUCAACAUUUCCUUUCUUGGAAACCGUCUAACUGGUCCAAUCCCAAAGGAGCUUGGAAACAUCACCACUCUCAAAGCUUUAGUAUUGGAGUUCAAUCAGUUAUCUGGAAGUCUUCCUCUAGAGCUUGGGAAUCUUACCCAGAUUGAAAAACUGCAUCUAACCUCCAACAAUUUCACUGGAGAGUUACCUGCAACAUUGGCUAGGCUCACAACAUUGAAGGAACUUAGAAUUGGCGACAAUCAAUUCUCUGGAGCAAUACCCAAUUUUAUACAGAGCUGGAUAAAUCUUGAGAUACUUGUUAUGCAAGGGAGUGGUUUGAGUGGGCCAAUUCCUUCUGGAAUUUCAAUUCUGAGAAAUCUUACUGACUUGAGGGUCACCGACUUGAAUGGAUCUGAUUCACGGUUUCCACAACUUAAUAAUAUGACAAACUUGUUAACACUAAUAUUGAGGAGUGUCAACAUUAUUGGAUCCUUGCCAGAGAAUCUUGGAAAAUUGACUAAUUUGGAAGUAUUAGAUGUUAGCUACAACAAAUUAACUGGACCAAUUCCAAGCAUUUUUGGUGAUCUUCCGCACUUGAAUAUGCUUUUUUUAGAAGGGAAUCAUCUCACUGGAUCGCUGCCUCGGUUGAUAGAUAGACCUCACUAUGUAGAUCUCUCAUAUAACAAUCUUAGCAUCGGCAACAACAUAGAGGAGCUACAGUGUCAACGGGAAACUGUGAACUUGUUUGCUUCAUUUUCUAAUGGAAACAGCUUAGGAAAUGUUUCAUGUUUGUCAAACAUUCCGUGUAAAACUUCAUAUUCUCUGUAUAUAAACUGUGGUGGAAAUCUUGUAACUGAUGGAAAGAAGACAUAUGAUGAUGACACGGGUGAGACUACUGGACCAGCAAGCUUUCAUAAUGACCGUGGAAAAAACUGGGCACUUAUCAACAAUGGUCAUUUCUUUGAUACCGACCGCUUAAACUACUAUAAUGUGACUAAUUCAACUAAGCUUGUAAUGGAGAAUGUUGAACUGUACAUGAAUGCACGUGUUUCUCCAACCUCUUUGACCUAUUAUGGAUUUUGCUUGGGAAAUGGAAACUACACAGUAAAACUCCAUUUUGCAGAAAUAAUGUUUACUGAUGAUAAAACAUAUAGCAGUCUUGGAAGGCGUGUAUUUGACAUCUACAUUCAGAGAAAUUUGGUGGCUAAGGAUUUCAAUAUUGCAAAAGAAGCAGGGGGCGUUGGUAAGGCAGUAAUUAAAAAUUUCACAGUUGUUGUGACUAGUAACGCCUUGGAGAUUCGGUUAUAUUGGGCUGGGAAAGGAACCACUUCUAUUCCAUUUAGAUCAAUUUAUGGUCCUCUUAUAUCAGCUAUAUCUGUUGAUCCUAACUUUAUACCCCCAUCAGAAAGUGGUAGUAGCAGCAUAUCCAUAAUAAGGGUUGUGGUUGCAGUUGUGGUUGCUGGAGCAAUUAUCAUCUUGAUAUUUGGUAUAUUGUGGUGGAAGCGCUUUUUAGGAUGGGAAAGAUCAGUGGGCAGAGAACUGAAGGGUUUAGAAUCACAAACUAGUUUAUUUACCCUACGACAAAUCAAGGCAGCAACAAAUAACUUUGACAAAUCCUUGAAGAUUGGAGAAGGUGGGUUUGGUCUUGUUUACAAGGGUGUACUAUCGGAUGGCACUGUAGUAGCAGUUAAGCAGCUUUCUACUAGGUCAAGGCAAGGGAGUCGGGAAUUUGUAAAUGAGAUAGGCCUGAUUUCUGCUUUGCAACACCCUUGUUUAGUUAAGCUCUACGGCUGUUGUAUGGAAGAGGAUCAAUUGUUACUGAUUUAUGAAUACAUGGAAAACAAUAGUCUUGCUCAUGCUUUAUUUGCCAAAAAUGAUGACUCUGAGAAAUGUCAAUUGAGAUUGGAUUGGCAAACAAGGCAUAGGAUUUGUGUUGGUAUCGCUAAAGGUUUGGCUUACCUUCAUGAAGAGUCCAAACUGAAGAUUGUUCAUAGGGACAUCAAGGCCAAUAAUGUGUUGCUGGAUAAAGAUCUCAACCCCAAGAUAUCUGAUUUUGGAUUGGCAAAGCUUAAUGAUGAGGACAAAACCCAUUUGAGCACCAGAAUAGCUGGCACUUAUGGGUACAUUGCUCCUGAGUAUGCAAUGCAUGGUUAUUUGACGGACAAAGCAGAUGUUUAUAGUUUUGGAAUUGUUGCAUUGGAAAUUGUUAGUGGGAUGAGCAACACCAUUAGCCAGCCUACGGAAGAAUGUUUCUCUCUCAUUGAUAGGGUACAUCUCUUGAAAGAAAACGGUAAUCUAAUGGAGAUUGUGGAUAAGAGGUUGGGUGAACACUUCAACAAAACGGAGGCAAUGAUGAUGAUCAAUGUAGCCCUUUUAUGCACCAAAGUCUCUCUAGCACUCAGGCCCACCAUGUCUUUAGUGGUAAGCAUGCUUGAAGGGAGAACACGUAUUCAAGAGGUGGUGUUAGACAAAAGAGAGGUAUUGGAUGAUGACAAAUUUGAGAUAAUGCAACAGUAUUAUCAACACAGAGGAGAAAAUAACAUAAUUGAGUCUCAGAACCUAAGUGACCCUACGGGGGAAUCUUCUAAACUUUUCGCUGAUACAAGUUCUUCUGGUGAGCAAAUUGAAAGUUAGAGAACUUAUAGAAAUGAACAUCUUGUCGUUGCUCUAUAUAUAUUUAGUGUUUGGCACAACUUAUUUUGCAAAAAUGAAGAUACGGUUCUUGUAUCUAAAUAAGUAAGGGUUUGAACAAGUUUGCAUAACCAAUUGUAUUAGAAUUUAAUGAGUGGAAGAAUACUUCGUUUUCAACGGUUGAUUCUCUAACCAUUAAGACCAUGUAUUUCCAAAUAGAUCCAUGAAAAUUUGUAAGAAUAAAUUUCUUAUGUAGAAUGAAAAAUCAAGAAUGCCUUUUUCCUGU
Molecule: messenger RNA, 3315 nt
Organism: Glycine soja
Lineage: Eukaryota; Viridiplantae; Streptophyta; Magnoliopsida; Fabales; Fabaceae
Product: probable leucine-rich repeat receptor-like serine/threonine-protein kinase At3g14840
Exons: 24
Coding region: 36-3032 (998 amino acids)
Biological process (GO): protein phosphorylation
Molecular function (GO): protein binding; protein kinase activity; ATP binding
Source: RefSeq, a predicted model, not a curated record